AGGCAUGUGCUGCAGGGCCCAAGCCCCUUGCGCGGGCGCCCCCUCGGCCAGCCGGGCGGGCCCCCAGCAUGCCCGGCCCAAACGCCGAGCAGGCUGGGCGGCGUCAGGGCUGGUGCCGGCUGGCAACCUCUGCAGGCAGUACCAGUUCGGAACGUGCGGGCUGGGCGCGGCGUGCCCGCUGCUGCAUGUGCAACCUCCGAGCGGCGUGCCGGGGCCUCCGGGCGGCGCCACGCCCAGCGAGUCGUCGAGCAACCGCGCCAGCCGCGCCAGCCGCGCCAGCCCGGCGAUCCAGGCCACCGCGAUCCAGGGGAGCGGCGACGACGGGGGCAGCGAGAGCGCCUGGAGCUGGACCUCGAGCUCGGGCAGCCGCAGCUGGGCGGACCAGUCCGAGGAACUGUGGGGCGGCGCGCAGGCGCAUGCGCAGGCGGCCCCGCCGUUCGGCGGGGGCGGCGAGGUCUCUUCCGCGGCCGGCCGCCGCCUCGUCCAGGCGACCCGCUUGCAGACCGGCGGCUCCUCGGCCGGGUUCUCGGGGCCCUGGGCCAGCAUCCCGGCCGGCGGCGGCGAGCUCCCCGUCUUCAACAACCGCGUAUCGGGCAUCCCCGAGUUUAUCCCAGGCGUCGACGGCGGCGUUUCGACAUUGGCUCCGAGCAAGGACGCGGAGGCGCAGCAAGAGCCCAAGUCCAAGUCGGCCGCACGGCGGAAACAGCGGACGAUGAUGGAGAAGUGGACCGAGAUGAAGGCAAGGAACAGCGCCACGUCUCUUCCUGUGGUGGAGUUUCUGUCCAACUGGAAGGUGUACGCCCCGCCGCCUCAGACACGGCGUGAGCCGCGGACAGAGUCUGCCUCACCAAGACGACCUGCUGCCCCGCCCGCGUCGCCGAGGAAGCAGAGGCAGAAACACGAGCAGGAUCCCGACGACUCUGGGAACGAAGGCGGGUUCCAGAACACGAAGGUGUCGCUGUGAUCCAUGGCGUUUUUUCCUUGCGGCUGCCCCCAAAGGGGGGCGCCGAAAAGCAGGUACGCGUCGAAGGGCAUCGGUGUUCUCUCAGCAGGCCGCGGCCUGCUGCUUGCAUCCCGACGGUUGCGGGGCCGCCCGUCUCAGGGCCGUUUUGGCGGCAUUUUGGGAUCUCUGCGGCCGCUUCGGACAGUUUUAGGCAAUGUUUGCCCAAUCUUGGCACCUCCGGGACCCAUUUUAGAAAACAUGCGCCCGCGAGUGCCGAGUGGGCCCGGUUGCAUUGUUGUGUCGAGGUCUUGUGAGUCCAGUGCCGCGCGGUGUCGUUAUAUUUCUUAGCCAGCGCCUUACUGGAGAGCUUGCUGGCUCAGGGCCCCGCUCAGAUGGGCGGCCCUGUUUAACUACGCAUCCCGAAAUUGAAGAGAGUGGGCGACAGUUUGCCAGCCGAUAACGGCAGGCUGUCCAGCUUCAAUUCUACGCAUGCACAGGUGGCCUCAUGUUGUCUAGUACGAUGUGACUUGCAUUCGGAGUGUAGCUUUGUGGUUGGCAGUGAAUCCAGUUGUUCGCCAGCGAGAACUUUGGCAGAGGAAUACUCUUCUACGCUUCCUUCCUCCGGUCUGUGUUUGCGGGGGAGGCGAUGGCUCUGGCUGGCAGCUCUGAAGCCAUCACCAGCGUCGUUGCUGUUGUGGUUGGUGGGUUUUUCUGUCUAGAGCCGCAGACUGCGGAUUGCAGGCCUCAGCACAUAGCCUGCAUUACAGAAAACACCAACGCAGCACAAUUCCUGUCCUGCAUCUUGCAGCUUCCUCGUUUUGUUUCGCGUGGCUGAAUGCCUAGCGGUCAGCUCAUUUCAGAACACUAAGACAGCGAGCUCAAGACGAAGACUAGUAUCGUGCGAGGUGGUGAUCAAAA
Molecule: messenger RNA, 1861 nt
Organism: Prorocentrum cordatum
Lineage: Eukaryota; Dinophyceae; Prorocentrales; Prorocentraceae
Source: the annotation of a GenBank genome assembly